Striga hermonthica is the source of this 552-nucleotide messenger RNA. NCBI's taxonomy places the organism in Eukaryota, Viridiplantae, Streptophyta, Magnoliopsida, Lamiales, Orobanchaceae. The record is from the annotation of a GenBank genome assembly.
AUGGCGACCUCUCACGGCCUUGUCGUGCUGAACACACCGUUCGAUUUUGAUCGCUGUACUCUCCGCAUCAUGAAUCCCGGGACCUCCGAGUACAUCGACCUCCCUCUGCACGUCGUGAAAGGUGUCAAAUUGACGUUCGAUGCCAUAUCGGCCGGGGACGUACCCUACGAGUGCGACAUAUUGACCGUCGGGUCCUACGACGGCUCGUGGAGGCACUUGCGCACGGACCGCUUGUCUCGUGAGGCGAAGAGCUUGAUGUCGAUGGGUCCCGGUUUGUCGACCGAAGGUUUCGUGCACUGGGUCCCGUCAUUUGGGGGAGAAAAAGUUUUAGUGUCGGGAGGGAAGAAUUUGACGCUUGUGGUCGCGCUCGGGAUUCUCUCAUGGGAUGUGUGGGAGAUGAAUCCCGAAAUGGGGGUGUGGAGGAAGGCCUUUAGCGUCGGUUUGGAGAAGGAGAUGUGGAGAUUUGAAGAGGUGUUCUUGAAUGAAGAUGAUCGGCUUAUACCAGUCUGGUUGGUUAAACUACCCGGAGGGGAUGGUGUUUGCUCCGAGUAG